CUAACCCAAAACUUUUCAGCCACUGUAAACCAGAGGGAGAGAGCGAGAGAGAGAGCGAGAGAAUGGCUGCUAAGGCCUUGUUUGGUUGUACUGCAAUAAUUGAGAAGUCUGCUUCUUUCUCUCCCCUUCUGAUCAAAUCCAUGGCUACCCAGAAGCCUAUUCCUGCAGCUAGUAGAACUGUUAGCUCCAAGAAGAAUUCAACUGUGUUCCCUCUAGGAGAGGGUCCCCGGAGUAGCCCUUUGACAAGUACCCCACCAGUGAAGUUGCUGACAAGGGUGGAGCAGCUGAAGCUACUGACGAAAGCCGAGAAGGCCGGGUUGUUGUCUGCGGCCGAGAAGGCCGGGCUCUCGCUGUCGACAAUAGAGAAGCUGGGGCUGCUGUCAAAGGCAGAGGAAUUGGGAGUCUUAUCAGCAGCCACAGAUCCAGGAACUCCAGGGGCAUUGUUGACCCUCAGCUUAGUGUUACUGGUUUUGGGUCCUUCUUUUGUUUACCUUGUGCCUGAGGAAUACCCUUGGGAGGUAGCCCUUCAAGCUGUUGUUGUUUUGCUCGCUGUGGUUGGGGGUUCUGCAGCUUUUGCUGCAUCAAAUUUUGUAUCUAAUUUGCAAAGAUCUAAUUGAUUAAUAUCAUCAGCUAUUUUAAGGUCUCAAAGUGAAACCAAAAUUUGUAGAAAGAAAUCUGAACAGAAACAGCAUCAGAUUUCAUUACAAUAUGAGUUCUAUCAAAUUACAUGGUGUGCCUAAAGAGAGAGUCUGUACAUCUUAUGGCAGGGUGUAAUUUUUUUUUCCACUUGUAAUAAAUGAACUAAUAUGAGAGUUUUGAUAUUGUUAAA
This is a messenger RNA of Humulus lupulus (European hop), 829 nucleotides long. RefSeq lists its product as uncharacterized. The record is from RefSeq and is a predicted model, not a curated record. NCBI's taxonomy places the organism in Eukaryota, Viridiplantae, Streptophyta, Magnoliopsida, Rosales, Cannabaceae. The transcript is spliced from 2 exons. Bases 63 to 617 code for a protein of 184 amino acids.